AUGCAUUGGUAUAAAAAUACACCUCAGACUCUAAAUACACCAUAAAACCAAGAGUCUAUAAAACUAAUGCAGCAAACUCUUGAAGUGCCAAAAGACACCUAAUCUGUCCUUAUAACAAAGACCUUUUCAUUUAUGGCUAUCUUCCAUAUGCUGAUGAGUCUUGGAUUAAUUUUCCACUAAUUAUUAGUAAGAAAACUUAUUGAAAACGAAUCUGACGUAAAUAUGAGUGUUUCUUAGUACGUAUUUGGCAUAGACAACUAACAACUGCUCCACCUUAUACUCUUAAUCCCAGGAAACUUAAUGUGUGGAAUGUAUCUAUUCAAUGUUAGCAAGAGCUACAUUGCAAGUCUAAGCAGUCCAUUAGACUCAUCUUUAAUAGAGAACAGCAGUAAGAGCGAACGAAAGAGUCUUAAGUCUGCUCAGAAGAGAGCAGCAAGAGCUAACGUAUUUUCUUAUGUACAGGAUCUGUCAGAGUUUUUGGCGUAGGAUCCUGAAAUAGGUUAAUAUCAGAUAUGA
Molecule: messenger RNA, 516 nt
Organism: Stylonychia lemnae
Lineage: Eukaryota; Ciliophora; Spirotrichea; Sporadotrichida; Oxytrichidae
Source: the annotation of a GenBank genome assembly